Cylicocyclus nassatus is the source of this 777-nucleotide messenger RNA. NCBI's taxonomy places the organism in Eukaryota, Metazoa, Nematoda, Chromadorea, Rhabditida, Strongylidae. The record is from the annotation of a GenBank genome assembly.
AUGGAUGAUCCGCUCUUUCGGAGACAGAGGAGUAAUGUUGUCAUAAGGAAUAUUCAUGAGGACUAUGAGGGACGAUUUUCCAUUUCAUCACAACUAACACUGGAAACUUCCAUAGAUUUUAGUCGAUGUUCUAUUACAACCUUUAUGCCCAUGUACAUACCUAAUUUUACCGUUUUGUCUCCCAUGAUGAUCGGUUUCAAAAAUGAGCUUUCCUCAUUGGGAACUAUUGUCAACGAUGCUGCCAAAGCAUGUCUAACAAUUUAUCUCACCAAAGGUUCAUCUGAAAUGUAUACAAAGCUUCCAAACUCUGGCCGAAAUACAGUUGUUAUGAAUUUUGGAGACCCAUUUAUCACAAGAAACUCUGCCAUAGUAGUGCAGCGGUUUGACAAGCUCAUUCCUAGUCACGCAAUAUCUGAUACAUUCAAUCGUAGGUUAAUGGAUUAUAAUGUGUUUUUAAAUGUGCCUCAGUAUAGUGCUUUUGCAUGGAAGGAUAUGCCUAGCUUACUGCCCUACUCUAGAAAAGCACCUCGACUGCUUCUGGGAGCCAUCACAGCUUUCAUGCGUUUAUUCCAUGCACCUACAGCGUACCUAACAGAGUAGAUUGAACAAGCAUUGUAUGAACGAUUCGCUUGGACAUUUUCACCUACUGUUGUUCUCUUCUUGUGUCUUUGACGACCACUCCCCUGAGCUGUUCAAUGUAUACUUCCGUUAAUAUGAGGAUAGACCCUCUCAAAAAGUGGAAUGCUCAUCGAACACUGCAGGAUGAAAUUGCGUUUG